AUGGAAAGAGAGGCCGAUAACGCCACAACUCACACCCGUGAUGCCUUGGCUUCUACUUACCUCACCAGAGCAGAAGGAACCUUAAUUCUCAAGUCUCCUGCCUUAAACUUGAGCCGAAAGACUGAUCAGGAUGGCGAAAUCAGUGUCUUUGGCGCUGAAAGAUAUUUCAGCAUGAUGCUGGAAGAUGAUAGUCCAAGAGUACUUGUGGACUAUAACAACACAAGCAGCGCUGGUCUGCAGCGAAAGAAGCAAGCAAACAGUAGCAGGCCAGGAACUCCUAGUACUUAUUCUGAUGCAAGUUGGAACAGUCAAUCCACUUAUUUGCCUUCUUGCAGAAGAAACCAAUCUCCAAAGAAGAAGAAAAUGGUGAAUGGAAAGAAGAUAUUUUCCGGUUUUGGCUGCAAUGGUUCCUGUUCAGAUCAGAAAUCCAUUCAUGUUCAUGAGGUUAAUCUUCGUGUUGCUAGGGAUUUCAGGAAACAAAGUUGUGGAAUGUAUCACCAUCCUGUCAAGCAGUCUCAACCAAGAAUUAAGGCCAAAGAGCACCAGCUUCUUCACCACUACCCUAGCUUUGGAGGAUCAAACAAAGAACAACAUUCUGCAUUUGCAAAUUUUGGAGCUAAAGAAGAGAAGAAGGCAAAACAACAAGAAGAAGAACAGCCACGAAAAUCACUCCAAGUACUGUUUGGAUCCGAAACCAUGAAGAAGGGAGAAGACAUAGUGGCAAUAAAUCUAGAGAGGAGACUUUCCAUGUUAUCUUGGGAGGCCAUUCCAAAAGCUCAAAGCCACUCCAUUACUUCCGGAAAUAAUGAAAUGAUCAAUGAAGACAAUGAGAGUGAUGCUAGUUCUGAUUUAUUUGAGAUUGAGAACUUAACUGGCACCAGUCAGCCAUUGAUGUUCACAAAGCAAGCAUCUGAUGAAUUGUCCAUGGCUUCCCCUACCAAGCAUGCGUCAAGUGAGGCCAGCAUUGACUGUAGUGUUGUCACAGCUAAUGUUGUCUCAGCUGCAGUUUCAGAUUACGCUGAGAAGAAACUAAACCCUGCAACCAAACUGCAACAUCAAUGCUUGGAAUCUUCAAUGGAAUUAGGGAAAUUUACAAUCUGA
Molecule: messenger RNA, 1101 nt
Organism: Argentina anserina (silverweed cinquefoil)
Lineage: Eukaryota; Viridiplantae; Streptophyta; Magnoliopsida; Rosales; Rosaceae
Product: protein PHYTOCHROME KINASE SUBSTRATE 1-like
Exons: 1
Coding region: 1-1101 (366 amino acids)
Biological process (GO): phototropism
Source: RefSeq, a predicted model, not a curated record